Molecule: messenger RNA, 1325 nt
Organism: Prunus avium (sweet cherry)
Lineage: Eukaryota; Viridiplantae; Streptophyta; Magnoliopsida; Rosales; Rosaceae
Product: mediator-associated protein
Source: RefSeq, a predicted model, not a curated record
AAUUUUCCGAAAUAAUAAUAAUUAGAAGCAAAACGUGGCUCAGACCGGAAAAAAAAAAGAAGCAAAACGUGCCGGGGUGAUUUCGUCAAAACAGGGAUUGGGGGUUCUGUAAUUCUUCCUUAGGGCUAGGGCGGGUCACAAGGCCAAAAAACGCAAAAGUUUUGCGUCAAACACUGCACUGCAACAGUCCCUUGUUUCUUUGCCGCUCAAUCUUACGCAGAGGCACUGCGUGAGUUUGUGAACUGAGCUGGGAGGUAGACGGAGGCAGGAAAAAUGGAUGCAGAUGCUAAGGACGAAGGUUACAAACUUCCACCAGAUUUUCACGAAAAUACUAAAGAAGCACUUGUCGAUUUCACUGUGACCGACUCCACAGAGCUUUGGCUCAUUGAUUUGCCUAAAGAUCAAAAUCCUGAUUUUAAUGGUGUAGAACUGUCGCUCAAGCUUCAUAAUGAUGGAACGUUGGGCAGUUUUGAGGCUCCGUCCGGGAAAGAAUAUGAAGUGGUCAGUAGUGCAGCUGAGCAAAAGGCUACAGUUUUUGUAUCUUCUGCAUCGGGCACAAAAAUUGCUGGGAAGAUUUCACGGAGAGUUUCUUUUGUGCAUUACCCAGAGCCUAGUGAGCUCAAAGAAAGACUAAAUUCCAAAAGAUUGAAAAAAAUGUAUCAGGAAUUACCGUCUGGAGUGUUGACCCAAUCUUCCAACAAUUUUGCAACUCCUACACGAAGUUCUGUGCCGAGAAACUCACAAUCAGCAGGUGGACGUUCAGCCUCCACUCAUAGUAGCAGACCUAAAAGUUCCAUACAUAGUGUUGGCGAGCAAUCACAACAUCGAAAGAAAAGGCAUACACCCGAACCUAGUAGGUCCAUGAACCGGUCUUCCCAAAACUCAGGACGAGGUAGUGCAGUCAGUUCCUUAGGACAAGGUAAUAGUGGAAUCAGUUCCUUAGGACAAGGUCACAGUGCAUCUAAGUCCUCAGGACAAGGUCAUCAUAGUGAAUCAAGGAAGAAAGUAAAAGAUGAGAAUUGACAUCCCUAUCCGAGGGUUGGAAACACCUCCUGCACAAUGGAUCUUGAUGGAGGAUGAAGUAAUCAGUCCUCUGUAUUGCUUUUCGGUUCGGCUGGACACUUGAAGCAGUUUUACAAAGUGCCAAACCGUUUGUGCUAUCCUGGCUUCUUGAUUAUAUAAAGCUUUUAGUUAAAUUUGUUUCUGGGAUAUUUUAGUUGAAAAUUUAUUCCAGGAGAACACAUACAUCAAUUAUUCGCUCUACUGGUUUAAUUUUAUCUGUCUCGAUUCUUCAUUCCCAAUUUCAAAUUUCUCUCUUAAUUGGU